Molecule: messenger RNA, 2818 nt
Organism: Cryptococcus amylolentus CBS 6039
Lineage: Eukaryota; Fungi; Basidiomycota; Tremellomycetes; Tremellales; Cryptococcaceae
Exons: 12
Coding region: 143-2746 (867 amino acids)
Cellular component (GO): cytoplasm
Molecular function (GO): zinc ion binding; nucleic acid binding
Source: RefSeq, a predicted model, not a curated record
GUCGCUGUUGGUCCCACCGACGAUCAUCUUGGGUCAUCCAAACUAUACAUAUAUCUAUAUCUACCUACUGUGGGGAUAACUCAAACGUCGGCAAAAACCACACAGCGCUCUCCGCCCAUCAUAUCAUCAAUCAUCUGUCAGAAUGGGCGCGGAUCAGUCGAAAAGCUCUUCCUCAAGUACUUUGGAGGCCGAUCGACGGCCUCCUGAUUAUUAUGAGCUCCUGGAAGUGGAUGAGGAUGCAGACUUUGAAGCUAUCAAGAAAUCAUACAGGAAAUUGGCCCUCGUCAACCACCCGGACAAGAAUCCGGAUAGAAUUGAAGAGGCUACCAAGUUCUUUGCAGAUUUACAGCAAGCGUAUGAAAUUUUGAGUGAUCCUCAAGAAAGGGCCUUCUAUGAUUCUCAUAGGAACGCUCCGGUAGCCGCCACCGACGACGAUAUCUUUGAAUAUAUUCGUGCAGGGGACGCAGCUACGAAUGACCCACGAUCCAAGCUCAAUCGCCGUCCCGCUGGAGACCCCGGAAUCCAGCUGGAGCAGCUCAUGGCAUUCUUCGAUCCAAAACUCACCCGAAAGCUGGAUGACUCUACAGAGGGGUUCUAUUCCGUUUAUAGGACGCUUUUCGGUCUUUUGGCUUCAGACGAACGGCUUCACAGCGAUACGCCGCACCGUAUGAUGUAUCCUUCAUUCGGACAAUCAUCAACCGCAUACGCGCCGCCCCAUGGUCUCACGCGCGCCCAAAAAGACUCACAGAUAUGGGCGAGGGAUUUCUAUGCGGUGUGGGGAGAGUUCGUCACCGAAAAACGGUUUGAAUGGAUCAACAAGUGGGAUGCAGACAAGGGUGACGACCGGAUGGUGAGGAGAGCAAUGGAAAAGGAGAACAAGAAGGCCAGAGAAGAUAUCCGGAAGGAAUAUAAUGACACAAUUCGACAACUGGUCAGCUUCAUUCAACACCGCGAUCCUAGAUUCAAGCUCCACCAAGCAAAGCUUGCACAAGCCAAAUCGAUGAAAUCAUCCAGCUCGAAAGUCGCAACACCUUCCACAAAACCUGCUGUUCAAGCAGAAGCAGCGCACCGACGCGAGCAAGAGCGCCUUCGCCAGGCUGCCGCGUACGAAGAGCAAGACUGGCAGAAGAUGUCUGGAAAAAAUUCAGAUAAUGGGGAUGAAGUUGAUGAAGAUGCAGAGGAAGAGCAAAUGGGGGACGGAACUGCUGUGCGGAUAGAUGAUGGAAAUGGCAGUGAAAUUUUUGAGUGUGUUGCUUGUAGCAAGACUUUUGCCAGUGAAGCGAGCUGGGAAAACCACGAGAGGAGCAAGAGACACAAACAGGCAGUUUGGAGACUGAAAAAAGAGAUGAGAGCGGAGGCGAAGGCGAUGGGUAUGGAAAUCGGCGAGGCGGAGGUGUACAGCGAUGAGCCCGACGCGACAGAGCCUGCUUUCCUGGCAGAGGAUAGUUCUCUAGCCACCCCCCCAGAAGAUGUCAGCGGUCUGCAAGAAGGGUACGAUGAGGCCACUCAGGCUUCCAAAAAGUCCAAAAAGAAGGGUGGUAGAACAGUUUCUCAAUCAGGCCCACCGGAAUCGAAACCAGAUAUAGGAACAACUUUACCACUGCCAAAGCAGCGACCCUUGUGUGACGAACUCGACGCCACAGACAGAGACACGAAGACGGACAAAAGCGCGGCUAGCGGUCCAUCAAAACGCGACAAACGCCGAGCUCGAGAAGCGCGAAAGAAAGCAGACGAGGAAGAGCGCCUGGCAGCUGCAAAAGCUGCCCGAAAAGCCACCAAACAUAGUCUUGCUACUUCUCGUGACGAGUUCGUGUCUGCAAGAUCGUCUGGCUUGAGUGGACAGGCUGCCAAUGAUGCCGAAAGCUUUGUGAUGCCAAAGCAGAAGGGCAAGCCGCGCUUGAAAGCCAAGGGCGACAAGGACGGCGUCGAGCGAGGCGCUAGCGCUAGCGAAGCCCAGUUGAAGGCUGUCGUGGCGGAUAUCCAAGAAAAGCGCGAUAAAAUGAUAGAGAAAUGGGACUCAAAUUGGGAAGAACUUGGAACGAAACUCAACAGGCUAUUAGGCGACAACCAGGCAAAAGCUACCACAGUCCUUUGCCUUGGAUUGGGAAAGCCAUACACAGACCGGACAGCUCGCAUUCAGCUCGCGCUCCUGCUCGGGCUUCUCACCGCACUACAGUCGGAUAUAUCCGAAGUAGUGAUCUUCGAUCCGAUAUUCGAUCAUAACGACAAAGCAUUGCUUCGUCAACUGGGACUAGAUGUAUCUGAACAAAAUUUGCUCGGAAAGCACGAGCUGCAAGAGGACCGGCCAUAUCUUAUCUAUCUUCCACACGCACCCCGUCAAAUAUACGAAGCUGUUCUUUCUACUAAUUACAAUCCUCAUCUUUGUGGAUCAUCACCAGGCAGAGUGAUACUUGGAAAUGAUCUGGGUGACUACUUACCCGGAUAUGUGGGAGACACUCUGAACACAGAGGAAAGCGGCGAAGGAGAAUUUACAAAGCCAAAGAAAAGGAGAGGAAAGGGAGGUCAGAAGCCUACUGUCAAAGACAGUGUUUUGGCUCGUCUGGUGCCCCAUAUGUCAAAGCUGCCCUUUGGCUCUGCCUUGCCCGAGACGAAUCUCCCCGGUUUCGCCCGCGCAUUUUUGUCAUUUACAUUUCAAUGGAUUGAAGAAGACAAGAAGGCACAUAUAGACUGGGAACGGAAGCUGCCUGAUAUCGAAUGGGGAGAUGACGGUGAAGUUAUUCAUUGAAUAGGGAAAGUGUCUGUUUCUUUAAUCUGCUUGCAUAUGUACAUGGCACAAUGUGAUCAAGUAUGGGACCGG